CAUUUAAUAUGUGGUUCAAUCCUUGAGCCGUGAAUCUCCCAAACUCUGCUUGGUGUUUUUUAUGGUCUCAAUCCCUGCAUGAACAACAAUUCCGCUCCUCAAGGUUUCAAGCUUCAUUGGAUUGUUUGAAAUUGCGAGGUUUUGCAGUUGUGGGUGGCGGAGAAUUGACGAACAUUUGAGGGAAUGCUUUGAAGGUUUCUGGUUUUUGGAGAAGCAGAAAAGGGUGUUAAACCUUUGGGCCAGUUGAGCAUACUGGUGGGGAAUUUGCUUUGUUGAAGCUUGAUUCAAUGAUAUAUGGCUUUUCCAAUUUGAUUUACUGAUUCUGUUAGUUUGAAGAGGAAAGAGUAAAAUGGGGGAUCUGUGGACUAUGUUUUGUGGGGAGCCCAGUUGUUUGGACAGUGGUGGUUGCACCUCUGAAUUUAUUUUUUUCAAUCAUCCAUCUUCUUGUGCGAACCAUGCCUUGACAGUUUGUUUCGAUAUUCUGCUCUUUGUCAUGUUCUUAUUCACUAUGAUUCAGAGGACAUCAUCAAAGCCAGUUCAUGUCCCAGGUCAGUUUCAAAGGUUUUCGCCCCUGCAGAUAUCUUCAGCCAUUUUUAACGGCUGUUUGGGAUUGGUGUACUUGUGCUUGGGUGUUUGGAUCUUAGAAGAAAAUUUGAGGAAGACCCAGAUUGUUUUACCUCUUCAUUGGUGGCUUCUACCAUUGCUUCAGGGAUUCACAUGGUUGUUAGUUGGUUUAAUGGUGAGCCUUCGGGGGCAAUAUCUCCCAAGGUCUCCAUUGCGGAUUUUGUCUAUUCUGGCAUUCUUGUUUUCUGGCAUUACCGGUGUUUUAUCCAUUUUUUCUGCCAUUGUUUACAAAGAAGCAUCAGUUGAGAUAGUUUUAAAUGUUCUGUCUCUUCCUGGAGCAAUCUUAUUACUUCUAUGUGCUUACAAGGGCUACAAAUAUGAAGAAACUGAUAAAAUUGUUAAUGGAAGUGGCCUUUACACUCCCCUGAAUGGUGAGGCUGAUGGCAGUGCUAAAACUGAUUCUGUUGGUGAUGUUACUCCAUUUGCCAAAGCUGGAUUCUUCAGUAGCAUGUCGUUUUGGUGGUUGAAUCCAUUAAUGAAAAGGGGUACAAAGAAAACUCUUGAGAAUGAAGAUAUACCCAAGUUGCGUGAAGAAGAUCGAGCAGAAAGCUGUUACUUGCAGUUCUUGGAGGAAUUGAUCAAGCAGAAACAAAUAGAGCCAUCAUCCCAACCCUCAAUAUUGAGGGUAAUCAUCUUAUGCUACUGGAAAGAUAUUUUCAUCUCUGGGUUCUUUGCCCUAGUAAAGAUUCUCACUCUCUCCACUGGUCCUCUGCUUCUUAAUGCCUUCAUUAAGGUUGCUGAAGGUAAAGAACUUUUUAAAAAUGAGGGUUAUGUGCUUGCCAUGGCAUUGUUUGUUUCAAAGAACGUGGAAUCCUUAUCACAAAGGCAAUGGUACUUUCGAAGCAGGCUUAUUGGUUUGAGAGUAAGGUCUUUGCUCACAGCAGCCAUUUAUAAGAAGCAAUUGAGAUUAUCCAAUGCUGCCAAAAUGAUACACUCUUCUGGUGAGAUAACGAACUAUGUUACUGUAGAUGCUUAUAGAAUCGGUGAAUUCCCUUUCUGGUUUCAUCAGACGUGGACAACGAGCCUCCAGCUCUGCAUUGUGCUUGUGAUUCUUUUCAACAUUCUUGGGCUGGCAACAUUUGCAGCACUGGUGGUAAUAAUUCUCACUGUGCUUUGCAAUGCCCCACUUGCAAAAUUGCAGCAUAAGUUCCAGAGUAAGCUAAUGGUGGCACAAGAUGAGAGACUGAGGGCAUGUUCUGAGGCUCUUGUGAACAUGAAGGUGUUGAAAUUAUAUGCAUGGGAAAACCAUUUCAAGAAUGUUAUAGAAAAAUUGAGGAAUGUAGAGUACAAAUGGUUAUCAGGAGUGCAGUUGAGGAAAGGAUACAAUGGAUUUCUCUUUUGGUCAUCCCCUGUAUUGGUCUCUGCUGCAACUUUUGGGGCAUGCUUUUUCCUUGGAAUUCCUCUAAAUGCUAGCAAUGUUUUCACCUUUGUUGCAGCUUUGCGCCUUGUUCAGGACCCUAUUAGAUCGAUCCCUGAUGUUAUUGGUGUGGUGAUUCAAGCAAAAGUUGCAUUUGCACGAAUUGUGAAGUUUCUUGAAGCGCCUGAGCUGCAGACUUCAAAUGUGCGGCAGAAGUCCAACAUAGAGAAUAUAAGCAACGCCAUUUCAAUCAAGUCAGCCAAUUUUUCAUGGGAAGAGAAAUUAUCAAAGUCAACACUAAGAGACAUAAGUUUAGAGGUUAGAACUGGUGAAAAGGUGGCUAUUUGUGGUGAAGUCGGCUCAGGGAAAUCAACUCUUCUGGCUGCAAUUCUUGGAGAGAUUCCAGAUGUUCAGGGAACUAUUCGAGUUUAUGGAAGAAUUGCCUAUGUUUCUCAGACAGCUUGGAUCCAGACAGGCAGUAUACAAGAGAAUAUUUUAUUUGGGUCCUCUAUGGAUCCUGAAAGAUACCAAGCAACACUUGCGAAGUGUUCAUUAGUAAAGGACCUUGACUUGCUGCCCUAUGGUGAUCUCACUGAAAUAGGGGAACGAGGAGUUAACCUGAGCGGUGGUCAGAAGCAGCGGAUUCAACUUGCCCGUGCCCUUUAUCAGGAUGCUGAUAUAUAUCUCUUGGAUGACCCAUUUAGUGCUGUUGAUGCACAUACUGCUACAAGUCUUUUUAAUGAAUAUGUUAUGGAUGCACUUUCUGGGAAGACGGUCCUACUUGUAACCCACCAAGUUGACUUCCUUCCUGCAUUUGAUUCUGUUCUGUUGAUGUCAGAUGGGGAAAUCAUACAAGCGGCCCCUUAUCAGCAGCUAUUGGCUUCAAGCCAAGAAUUUGUGGAUCUUGUCAAUGCACACAAAGAGACUGCAGGUUCUGAAAGGCUUGCAGAGGUUACACCUGAGAAAUUUGAAAAUUCUGUUAGAGAGAUCAACAAGACUUAUACAGAGAAGCAAUUCAAAGCACCUAGCGGUGAUCAGUUGAUCAAGCAAGAAGAGAGAGAAAUAGGAGAUAUGGGUUUUAAGCCUUAUAUGCAGUAUUUGAGUCAGAACAAAGGCUACUUAUUCUUCUCCUUGGCUGCUCUCUCUCACAUUUUGUUUGUGGCCGGUCAGAUAUCUCAGAACUCUUGGAUGGCUGCUAAUGUUGACAAUCCUAACGUCAGCACACUGCAGUUGAUUGUGGUUUACUUGUUGAUCGGAGCAACCUCAACACUUUUUUUGCUCUCUAGAGCUCUUUUUGUGGUUGCUUUGGGUCUUCAAUCAUCAAAAUCUUUAUUUACGCAAUUGCUGAACUCCCUUUUCCGUGCACCUAUGGCUUUUUAUGACUCUACACCUCUAGGAAGGAUACUGAGUAGGAUCUCGAAUGAUUUAAGUAUUGUCGAUCUUGAUGUUCCAUUCAGCUUUGUCUUUGCUUUUGGGGCUACCACAAAUGCCUAUUCAAAUCUUGGAGUAUUAGCUGUUGUGACUUGGCAAGUCCUGUUUGUCUCCAUACCGAUGAUCUAUGUGGCUAUUCGCUUACAGAGAUACUACUUUGCCUCUGCAAAAGAGUUGAUGCGGAUCAAUGGUACGACCAAGUCUUUGGUGGCAAACCAUCUGGCUGAGUCUAUAGCAGGAGCCAUGACAAUCAGAGCUUUCGAGGAGGAAGAAAGAUUCUUUGUAAAGAAUAUGGACUUCAUUGAUACAAAUGCUAGCCCAUUCUUCCACAGUUUUGCUGCAAAUGAGUGGUUAAUUCAAAGAUUGGAAGCACUUAGUGCCAUGGUCCUCUCCUCGUCGGCUCUCUGCAUGAUUUUGCUUCCUCCUGGUACUUUUACCGCUGGAUUUAUCGGAAUGGCAAUGUCUUAUGGUCUCUCAUUAAACAUGUCCCUGGUUUUUUCUAUUCAAAAUCAGUGCAUUCUAGCAAAUUACAUCAUUUCUGUAGAAAGGCUAAACCAAUACAUGCAUAUACCGAGCGAAGCCCCAGAAGUGAUCGAAGGGAGUCGUCCCCCACCCAAUUGGCCAGCUGUGGGGAGAGUGGACAUCCAUGAUUUACAGAUUAGGUAUAGACCCGACACACCCCUUGUUCUUCGUGGGAUCAACUGCACAUUUGAAGGAGGACAUAAAAUUGGCAUCGUUGGACGAACUGGCAGUGGGAAGACUACUCUCAUUGGUGCCUUGUUUCGGUUGGUAGAACCAGCAGGAGGAAAGAUUAUAGUAGAUGGCAUUGACAUCUCUACAAUUGGACUUCAUGAUCUGAGGUCACAUUUUGGGAUUAUUCCUCAAGAUCCUACUCUUUUCAAUGGCACCGUGAGAUACAAUUUGGAUCCCUUGUCCCAACACACUGACCAUGAAAUAUGGGAGGUUCUUGGAAAAUGUCAGCUUCGGGAGGCUGUCCAGGAAAAGGAAGAGGGUCUAGGCUCCAUUGUUGCGGAAGGUGGAUCAAACUGGAGCAUGGGGCAGAGGCAGCUCUUCUGUUUGGGGCGUGCCCUCUUGCGAAGAAGCCGGAUACUGGUUCUUGAUGAAGCAACUGCAUCGAUCGACAAUGCAACCGACCUGAUUCUGCAGAAAACUAUAAGGACCGAGUUUGCAGACUGCACUGUGAUCACCGUGGCUCACAGAAUACCAACUGUGAUGGACUGCACAAUGGUUCUUGCCAUCAGUGAUGGAAAACUAGUUGAGUAUGAUGAACCAGCAAAGCUAAUGAAGAGGGAAGGCUCAUUAUUUGGACAGCUAGUCAGGGAAUACUGGUCCCAUUUUCACUCAGCGGAAUCACAUUGAAGCUAACUAUAAUUGUUAGUAGCGGCUAUAAAAAAAAAAAGUGUUGUUGGAUGUGUUUUCUUAGGUAGCUUGAUGUAGUAGCUUAGAUAGGCAUUAGAUUCAUCCUGGGAUUGAGGCAUAGAGGGGAAGGAGAUGGGGGUGUGAAGUGGAGCUAUAAGGGUAUGGUACAAUAAUCACUUGACCCAUAAGGGGAAAAAAUGAAGUGAGGGCUUACUCUUGUGAUGUGUAAUAUGUACAGUUGUUUAGAUGCAAUCCUUUUGUUGUUCACAAUCAAUAUGAUGUAUAACCAACCAAUUUUUAGAAAUGGUAACAUUGUUUUGCUUCUUUU
Molecule: messenger RNA, 5120 nt
Organism: Vitis riparia (riverbank grape)
Lineage: Eukaryota; Viridiplantae; Streptophyta; Magnoliopsida; Vitales; Vitaceae
Product: ABC transporter C family member 10-like
Exons: 14
Coding region: 350-4792 (1480 amino acids)
Biological process (GO): transmembrane transport
Cellular component (GO): vacuolar membrane; plant-type vacuole
Molecular function (GO): ATP hydrolysis activity; ABC-type transporter activity; ATP binding
Source: RefSeq, a predicted model, not a curated record